AUGGCCAACCAGACAUCGGCCUCGGCCACGACGGCGAAUGCGCCAUCCACGCCGGUCAAGGUGCCUUCGGCUGCGGCCAGCUACACGCCGGCCACGCUGGAUCCAGACCUGCGGUCUCAGAUCAACAUGGUGCUCAUCCGCGACGGCCACGUCUCCAAGAUCCAGGACCAUCUCCUUCACAUCCUCCAUGCCGACUCGUCCAACUGGCCGGCCGCCAUUCAGGCCCACGCCCUGCAGCUGCUGCGCUCGGGCGACUACACCAACUUUCCCGCGCUGAUGCGACGCGUCAUGGACGACAUCCGCCGCGACACCCUCGCCACGCCAAACGGCGACGGCACCGCAGACAAGAAAGGCAGCAGCCCGGCCGCAUCCCUGGCCCUGCCCAAGACCGUCGUCGACGAGGCGUUGCGGGUCACCCGCGAAAGCCUGGAGAUGGUCUGCGAAAUCGAAGAGAACGGGUCCCUGUGA
Messenger RNA from Grosmannia clavigera kw1407, 468 nucleotides. RefSeq lists its product as uncharacterized. Lineage: Eukaryota; Fungi; Ascomycota; Sordariomycetes; Ophiostomatales; Ophiostomataceae. The record is from RefSeq and is a predicted model, not a curated record. Bases 1 to 468 code for a protein of 155 amino acids. The transcript is spliced from 2 exons.